Molecule: messenger RNA, 3339 nt
Organism: Zychaea mexicana
Lineage: Eukaryota; Fungi; Mucoromycota; Mucoromycetes; Mucorales; Lichtheimiaceae
Product: C2 domain-containing protein
Exons: 15
Coding region: 1-3339 (1112 amino acids)
Molecular function (GO): lipid binding
Source: RefSeq, a predicted model, not a curated record
AUGGGCAAAUUCUGGCUUAUUUUCGAGCCUGUGCUAUGCUCCCUUAUUCUGGAAAACUUGGAUGCCGUCAUUGGCGAGUACUUACCACCAUUUGUGGAGUCGGUGAAACUGACAACCCUCACACUUGGCACAAAGCCUUUUCGGAUUGAGAGUGUCAAAACCUACUUGAACACAGAUCCGGAUACUGUGUGCAUGGAUUGGCGGGUGUCAUUUAUCCCGAGCGAUCGCUCGGACUUGACUCCGGGCGAGUUGGACAGACAGGUGAAUCCAAAAAUCAAGAUCAACAUCCACAUGACAAAGAACCUGAUGGGUGCUGUGUUGCCUGUUCAAGUCGAGGAUAUCUCGUUCCACGGCCAUAUGCGUGUCCAGAUCCGCUUCAUGAAUAAGUUCCCUUAUGCAAAGGUUUUCGAAGCCUGCUUUUUGGAGAAGCCUGACUUUGAUUACAACCUGCGCCCAUUCGGUACAGACAAUUUGGGUAUCGAUGUUAACGUGAUUCCAGGCCUGCAAACGUUUGUUCGCGAUCAAGCGCACGCUAUUCUAGGCCCCAUGAUGUACCUCCCAAACGUAUUUACGUUUGAUGUAGAAAAGUUCUUUUCCGGAGAGCACGAUAUCUCCCAAGCAAACGGUAUCUUGGCAGUCACUGUAUAUGAUGCAACAGCAUUGGACCCAGCCAAUAGCGAUGGUGGGCCGUUUGCAACACGGCCAAAGCACACACUCAAUCCAUAUGUGCGAUUUUCGCUUGACACUACCCAAGAGCUCGGUCGUACCAGUGUACGCUCAAGCACAAUGAAGCCGGAUUGGAACGAAACGCGAUUUUUGCUGUUGAAUAAUUUGAACGCCCAACUUUGUCUUGAGCUAUGUUCUCAGACAAAGAAUCCGGAUGCUGAAGAUGACAGAGUAGCUACAGGAUACUUUGAUUUGCGGGAACUGGACGAUGAGGAUCGCUACGAGCAAGAGGGACUUGAUCUGGCACUGUUGCACAAGGGUAACGCAAUCAGUGACCUGAAGGUGGAUAUGCGUUAUUUCCCAGUAUCCAAGCCUGUCAAGCAUGAAGAUGGCACAGUAGAUCCUGCACCUGAAUCAAACUCAGCUAUCCUUCGCGUUACAGUGCAUGAAUGUCAGAACUUACAAGGUCCUUCGCGCAUGCUGCCUUAUGUCCGUGUCAUCAUUAACGGAGAGGAGCGUAUCCGCACGUCACCAGCAUGGCGCAACAUUAGCCCAGUUUUUGAAGUUCCCGGCGAGACUGCCAUUCUUGACAAGAGCGAAGUGUUUGUCCGUGUCGAGGUCAAGGAUCGUAGCACCGUGCACAAGGACGUGCUCUUAGGUGUUUGGUCUGCCCAUCUGAGUGAAAUGCUUCAGUUCCAAGAAGAAAAUGAAGGAUGGUGGCCACUAUCAAUGCAUGAUGAAUCAGUCGGAUACGUUCGAUUAAGUGCACAAUGGAAGCCAGUCAUUAUGUCAGGACUUCGUGAUGGAAUCGGCCGCCAUGGUUACGACGCACCUCCUAUCGGUGUGAUGCGACUCACGUUCUGGGAAGCACGGGACCUGCGCAAUGUUGAAAAUGUCGCUUCUGGCAAAUCUGACCCAUACGUCCGAGUAUUAUCGGGCUACCAAAUCCGCGAACGCACGAAUGUUAUUGACAACAACCUUUCGCCCGAGUGGGGUGAAACCCUCUAUGUGCCCGUUCACACACCCAAGGAAGAUCUUGUGCUCGAAGUCAUGGACUGGAACGCCAAAACGCGCGACAAGUCGCUUGGCCUGGUUGAACUUAGCUUGAAGGAUCUUGUCCAGCUGCGCGUUGGUGAUCAGAGUGAGAAUCCGGACAAGUGGUACGAAGCAACGGAUGCUGUAAUUGACCAAUGGACUAUGCUUCGAUCUGCUGAUCGUCGACCUGGAAAGGGGGAGCUGCGCUACAGAGCAGAGUUCCACCCUACACUGACCCCCGGUCAAGAUACCGAGAAUGGACUUGACCAAGACGGCUCUGGCUUACCUCUCCAAGACCUUCACGGCAGCUUUAUUAAAUAUACACCCGAUGAUUUGGUCGAUCUGGCUGCAUAUUCCUCUGGUGUCUUGCGUAUCAAAAUCCACGAAGUCGAGUUUUCACGACAUGUUUAUGCAUACUGUCAAGUUGUUGCAGAUGCUCUUCUUCCACAAUACAAAACUGCUCGAUUGAAGGGCCGUAAACUAUCGUUCAAUGAAACGACAGAUGUGUUUAUUAAAGAGGCUGAUAUCUCACGUCUGGCAAUCGAGGUGAAGCCUGCUACGUCGGAUGAAAAGGACGAUACCAAGAUUGGCUACUGGAUUGAUGGUACCAAAGGCAUUAUUCGCCAUAUCCAAAAUAAACGACGCGGCAAUCAAGAGAGAGGUGCGAAUGACGAUGGCGACAACAGUGAAUGGUUCAGUCUCUUUGGCGGCGGUACUGAAAAUCCAGGUCGUAUUCGUCUCAGCUUCGAUUAUAUACCCAUGAGUAGCUUCAUUUUAAGCCCUGAUGAAAGCAUCGAUAAUCAAGGAACACUGACGGCGUCUCUGAUUCGUGGUGUUGAUCUUAAAGCCGCUGAUAAGUCCGGUACAAGUGAUCCAUAUGUCGUGUUUACUGUCAAUGGUGACCGCGUACACAAGAGUGGAGUUGUAAAGAAGACUUUAAAUCCUGUUUGGAAAAACGAGCAAUUUACUGUGCCCAUUCACUCACGUGUUACUGCAAGUUUCCGUAUCGAAGUGUUUGACUGGAACCAAAUUCAAGGCGAUGAGCCCAUCGGUUCGGGUGGCAUUACGCUUCGCGGUGACAUGGUUGAAAGUUUUGCAUCCAAGGAUGUCAAUAUUCCGUUGGAUGGUGUAGCUGGUGUUACGGGUAGCAUCCGUGUACGUUUCUUGUGGCAGCCACAACUUCUGGUAAAGAGAAAAACACAAACGUCCGUCUUGGGCAGCACUACACGAAUUGGCACGAGCACCAGCAUGUCGUCAGCUGAAGGUGGUGGAAUGCAUAGUCGCACAGCAUCAGAGGCAGGAUCUGGAAUCCUCCAACGGAGCAGCACCGAUCUUGGAUCGAUAGCGACAACGAUUGAUAAUGGAAAUGGUUUGUCGGAUACAGUCGGUGUUGACGGUCAGCUUACGGUUCGUAUCAUUGAAGCACGAGGACUUCAGGGUGUGGAUAAGUCAGGAACCACUAUACGGUUUAAGAUCAAGGAUUAUAAUCGUUUUAGCCGUGCAGUGGAUCUUGGCGAUAGUCGAUGGAAUAUCUGGGAUCUCAUUCGUCCUGAUCAAACACGAAGCGAUCGCUGGCUUCCAUUGGAUCCCAUUGGCAGUGGAGAAAUUCACAUUGUUUUGGAAUUUUCACCACAGUAA